GACACCGAACAAGCACCCAUCACCACCACACCACUCACACUCAACCAACCGAACAUCCAAAGAAAACCGCAAUCAUGGCAUCCGGACCAGUUUACCGUGCCUUGAAAUGCACUCGGGGAUAUGCGACCGCCGCCUCAAAACAGCCACCGAUCCAGCUACAAGGACUCUCGGGAAAAUACGCAAGCGCUUUGUACUCGGCCGCUGUCAAGAAGGAUGAAAAGACCUUGAGCACCGUCGAGAAAGACCUCUCGUCCAUCCAGCGGGUACUCUCCAGCAAAGAUGGAUCGGCCAUCAAGCAAUUCCUCCACAACCCUACCCUUCAAGCAAGCGAUCGCAAGAAGGGGUUAUCCAACAUGAUGAGCAAACUUGGUCAACCCACCGAACUGACCAAGAACUUCUUCGACGUCCUAGGAGAGAAUGGACGUUUAUACGAAACCGAGAAGGUCAUCGAGGAUUUCUUGAACUUGAUGAGUGCGCAUCGUGGCGAAAUGACCAUCACGAUCACGUCGGCCCAACCGCUUGAAUCGUCGCUCCAAAGCCGUCUUGAAGCCAGCUUGAAGAAAAGCACUGCCGCUGAGUCCAAGACGGUUCGAAUCAAGAACGUCGUCAAGCCUACCAUCUUGGGCGGCCUGAUCGUCGACUUUGGCGACAAGACGAUCGACUUGAGUGUCUUGAGCCGCGUCAACAAGAUGAACGCCCUCCUUCAUGAAUCGGUUUGAAAAAGUCGCCUUUAAUAAACGUCAUAUCGGAUUACGUUGCCUCUCAAAAAAAAGGCCACUGCGUUCUCUAUGACUUAGAUUCCUUAGUAGCGAUCAAUGUUGUCUUAAUCUCCAGAAGGAAUUGAGAAUUGCAAAAAAAAAUGUCACUAUGUUUUCAGUAGCAAACAAGAGUUCCUAAAGGGGCGACAGAGCAGGAUCAUAAGCGCAGCGUUUUUUUUUUUUUUUUCUUUCAGAAGUAUCAUCACCAUAUGGUCCUCAUUCCGACAAAUGUUUGAACCUCGAACAAAGUAAACCUCAUCAUGAUUAUGCUACGAGAUGAUUAUGAGGCGGAAUAUAGCUGAUUGAUAUGUGGCGGAAAAGUCCAAUGAAGGAUUUAUCUAAGAACUUC
This is a messenger RNA of Puccinia graminis f. sp. tritici CRL 75-36-700-3, 1107 nucleotides long. Its product is annotated as F-type H+-transporting ATPase oligomycin sensitivity conferral protein. Gene Ontology annotation, biological process: proton motive force-driven mitochondrial ATP synthesis. The transcript is spliced from 6 exons. The record is from RefSeq and is a predicted model, not a curated record. Bases 75 to 719 code for a protein of 214 amino acids. Gene Ontology annotation, molecular function: proton-transporting ATP synthase activity, rotational mechanism. Lineage: Eukaryota; Fungi; Basidiomycota; Pucciniomycetes; Pucciniales; Pucciniaceae.